This is a messenger RNA of Lontra canadensis (Northern American river otter), 1710 nucleotides long. Its product is annotated as RNA polymerase-associated protein LEO1-like. Gene Ontology annotation, molecular function: RNA polymerase II C-terminal domain phosphoserine binding. NCBI's taxonomy places the organism in Eukaryota, Metazoa, Chordata, Mammalia, Carnivora, Mustelidae. The record is from RefSeq and is a predicted model, not a curated record. The transcript has 8 exons. Gene Ontology annotation, biological process: positive regulation of transcription elongation by RNA polymerase II; transcription elongation by RNA polymerase II. Gene Ontology annotation, cellular component: Cdc73/Paf1 complex; nucleus. The coding region runs from base 14 to 979 and encodes 321 amino acids.
GGCUAAAAACCGUAUGAAGAACCUCAGAGAAAUUAAUACUGUGUGUUUUUCUCCCGGCAUUGAAGGUCACAGUAGGACCAUGGAUCUGUUUGGAGACAUAGAUGACAUUUCUUCAGAGAGCGAUGGGGACAGUGAACAAUCUAUUCCAGGGCAGCCUGCUGAUGAACGUGGAGUGCCUCAGGACCAACAGGAGGAAGAGCGGAUUUCUGAAACCAGAAUAGAAGUAGAAAUCCCCAGUAUCAACUCUGAUCUAGGAAAUGAAUUAUACUUUGUUAAACUACCUAAAUUUCUCAGCAUAGAACCCAAACCUUUCGAUCCUCAGUAUUACGAAGAUGAAUUUGAAGGUGAGAAAGUGCUUGACGAGGAAGAUAGAACCAGGUUAAGAUUAAAGGUAGAAAAUACGAUAAGAUGGAGGAAACGCCGGGACGAGGAAGGAAAUGAAAUUAAGGAAAGCAACGCUCGGGUGGUCAAGUGGUCAGAUGGGAGCCUCUCCCUGCAUCUAGGCAGUGAAGUGUUUGAUGUCUACAAAGCCCCAGUGCAGGGCAACCACAACCACCUGUUCGUUCGAGAAGACACUGGUCUACGGGGACAAGCUGUGUUUAAAUCCAAGCUCACCUUUAGCAGGCCUCACUCUACAGACUGUGCCACACACAGGAAGAUGACCCUGCCGCUUGAGAAGAGAUGCUCGAAGACCCAGAGGAUUAGAAUCUUACCAAUGGCUGGCCGUGACCCUGAAUGCCAGCGCACAGAGAUGAUUAAAAAAGAAGAACGAUUGAGGGCUUCUACUCACGAGACAAUCCAUCUGUGGGAGAAGCAGAACCAGCAGGGGCCGAGUGUCCCCUGCCAGGAUCCCAGCAGUGCCGGUGAGGAGGAGGAGGAAGGCGCUGAAGCCAUUAAAAACCAUUACCAAGGGGAGCUCCAAGGAGAUGAGGCCUCUGGAAAGAGGAAAGUGGGGGGUGAAGAGGAAGAAAGUGACUAAAGUAUAAAACGUUGCCCUCAAGUAUACAUUGUACUGACCUUUGAGGAAUACAGGUUUGAACUGCGCGGGUCCACUUACAGCUUUUUUUUUUUUUAUAAAUAUGGUACGGUGCUGUAAUGUAUUUUCUCUUCCUUUUGGUUUUCACAAAUUUUCUCUAGCUUGUUUUAUUAUAAGAAUAUAUAAUACAUUUAACAAGCAAAAUAUGUAUCAACUGUGUUAUCAGUAAGGCUUCUGGUCAGCAGUAAACGAUGAGCAGUUAAGUUUCUGGGGAGGUAAAAGUUAUUCUUGGCUUUUCGACUGUGCAGAGAAUUGGCACUCCUAAACCCAUUAUUCAACAGACAGCUGUAUAUUGUUUCCAACAGUUUGUUUUAAAGCAAUCAUAACAUGACUUGUUUUGGUUGAAAUGAUGAAUUGAAUCGCUUUUGCAUAAUCCUAGUUGUGAAUAAAAAAUGUUCAGAAGCAAGUCUGUGACUUCGGAAAAUCCAUUUUCCCCUAACUAUUCUGGGUCUUGGGUUUUUGUGCAUUUUGGCUGCUCUGCCCCACCUCAUCCUCCCUGCUGGGUCCCGAGGUGGGCUUUGGAAAUGCAAGUCAGGUAUCGCCUCUUCAGGAUGUCCUCCUGUCCUGCUUAGCUGGGUCUGCGGCCCAUCUGUGGAUUGUCGUUUAUUUCCAUAGGUAUGGCACAAACUUUCUGUUGACCACAUGGCCCUGUGGUCUUGUCAGAGCAGGCACAC